Messenger RNA from Callorhinus ursinus (northern fur seal), 1745 nucleotides. RefSeq names its product tubulin tyrosine ligase like 10 (gene TTLL10). The record is from RefSeq and is a predicted model, not a curated record. Gene Ontology annotation, biological process: protein polyglycylation. NCBI's taxonomy places the organism in Eukaryota, Metazoa, Chordata, Mammalia, Carnivora, Otariidae. Gene Ontology annotation, molecular function: protein-glycine ligase activity, elongating.
CCAGCCUCACGCCCUAGCCCUCCUCUGCACGGAGCCCCUGCCCUAUAGGCUGGGCCCAUGAGAGACCAAUGGGGAGCAACCAAGAGGAGCAGAUCCUGCACUCGCUAAGCCAGCUGGGACCGGAUGCAGACCUCCUGGACGACACUGGUGUUGCCAGGCCUCGGGCCGCUCUCCUGGAGAGGCACCUGCCGGAGGGGGAGAAACAGCCCCACAGCAUCGGGCAGGGGCCCUACUUCUACGUCGGAGGCACCAAUGGGGCCUCCAUAAUCAGCUCCUACUGCAGGGGCAAGGGCUGGCAGCGCGUCCAAGACAGCCGGCGUGAGGACUGUAAGCUGAAGUGGUGUGAGCUCAAGUGCAGAGACAACUACUACCGCUUCCGGGAAGGUGAGCAGUUGUUGUACCAGAUUCCCAACAACAAGCUCCUCACCACCAAGAUCGGGCUGCUCAGUGCCCUGAGGGAGUACUCAAGGGUUGUGAACAAGAUCCACAAGACAGCACCAUGUGCCCAGGCCAAGGUCCUGAAAAUGGAAGAAUUUUUCCCAGAGACCUACCGUCUGGAUAUCAGGGACGAGAGAGAGGCUUUCUUCACUCUCUUCGAUGAAAAUCAGAUAUGGAUCUGCAAGCCCACUGCCUCCAACCAGGGCAAAGGCAUCUUUCUGCUGAGGAACCAGGAGGAAGUCGCCGCCCUACAAGUCAAGACCCAGAGCAUCGAGGACGAUCCCAUCUACCGCAAGAUGCCGUUCAGGGCGCCUCAGGCGCGGGUCGUGCAGAGGUACAUCCAGAACCCCCUGCUACUGGAUGGGAAGAAGUUUGAUGUGCGCUCCUACCUGCUCGUUGCCUGUGCCGUGCCGUACAUGGUCUUCUUUGGCCAUGGCUAUGCCCGUCUCACCCUAACCCUUUAUGACCCCCAUUCCAGCGACCUCAGCGGCCACCUGACCAACCAGUUCAUGCAGAAGAAGAGCCCCCUGUACGUGCUGCUCAAGGAGGAAACAGUGUGGAGCAUGGACCGCCUCAACCGCCACAUCAACAACAAAUUUAGGAAGACCAAGGGGCUCCCCAGAGACUGGGUCUUCACCGCCUUCACGAAGCAGAUGCAGCAAAUCAUGGCCCACUGCUUCCAGGCUGUCAAGUCCAAGCUCCACUGCAAGCUGGGCUACUUCGACCUCAUUGGCUGUGACUUCUUGAUUGAUGAGAACUUCAAGGUGUGGCUGCUGGAGAUGAACUCCAACCCUGCCCUGCACACCAACUGUGAAGUCCUGAAGGAGGUGAUUCCAGGCGUGGUCAUGGAGACCCUGGACCUGGCAAUCGAGACCUUUCAGAAGAGCUUGCGCAACCAGAAGAUGCUGCCUCUGCGGUCACAGCGCCGCUUUGUGCUCCUGCACAACGGCGAGACGGACCUGUGGCCGCGCUUUGGGGGCUCCCGCAGCGCCCUCCGCCCGCCGCUGCCGCCGCCCCGGCCUGCGUGCGAGGCCGACUGCUCCGCGCCACCUCCGCUCAGCGCAGCCGACGGUCCGGGCGCGCGCAGGCCCGCGCUACCCCGGAGCCCCGGGGGCGCGCACGGGCGGCCACCCUCGGCGCAGAGGCGGCCCCGACCGCCCGGCCCUGGCCCCGACGGCGCCCAGAGCCGGGAGCCCGCGGCCGAGGGGCCGCGAGCGGGCGCUGGGGAGCCGGCGCGAGAGUCCCCCCCGGGGCUGGGAGAGGAGGAGCGCGAGGAGCGCAAGAACGCGGGUCAUCGCGGCUCCUAG